UUGGCAUAUAACCUUCUGUCUGAAAUGAAGGUUUCUCAGUCUAUCAUCACUAUUAUGACUUUAGCAUUGGUCAUGCCCUUUGGCAAUGCUUAUGAUCCAAGUCCUCUCCAAGACUUCUGUGUGGCCGUUAAUAACCUCAAUAAUGGUGUCUUCGUAAAUGGUAAAUUCUGUAAGGAUCCGAAGCAAGCAAAGGCCGAAGACUUUUUCUACUCAGGCCUCAACAUGGCUGGCAACACUGAUAAUAAAGUCAAAUCCAACGUAACAACAGUGAAUGUUGAUCAAAUUCCAGGGCUAAACACUAUGGGAAUAUCCUUAGUUCGCAUAGACUAUGCGCCAUACGGCCAAAACCCACCCCACACGCACCCACGUGGCACUGAGAUCCUUGUCCUAAUCGAGGGAACAUUAUAUGUUGGUUUUGUCUCUUCCAAUCAAGACAAUAACCGUCUAUUCGCCAAAAUUUUGCACCCCGGGGAUGUGUUCGUGUUCCCAAUAGGAAUGAUCCAUUUUCAAGUGAACGUCGGAAAAACUCCCGCGGUGGCCUUUGCAGGAUUAAGUAGCCAGAACGCUGGUGUCAUCACUAUCGCAGAUACUGUGUUUGGAUCAAACCCUCCGAUUAAUCCAGAAGUUCUUGCUCAAGCGUUCCAGUUGGAUAUCAAUGUUGUCAAAGACCUUGAGGCAAAGUUUAAGAACUGAAUUUAAGUCAUUAAGAGUGUAUCGUUGUAACACUCAAAACAAUAAUGUAAUACGAAUUAAAAGUUAUACUACUUAAUAAAAUAAAAUAUGGUGUUGUUCACCUAGUUUGAUACAGUAUUUAAUAUUAAUUUGGAGAUUCAUAACUACUCAAAUAUAGCUGAGAUCAAAUCCAGACACUAUAGAGAUAAGGAUAUAGAAUAUUAAGAUAAUGAUAACUAUUACGUUGUAGUUAUCUAACCGUGUAAAUCCCCUAACGUUUUUCUUGUAUAAAAACUCUAAUUAGGAUAAAACAUGCGCCUUACGCAGAGUGAAUUUAUUUGUAUAUGUUAUCGAUAAAAUUUUUAAUAUAUUUGAUCAUUAUUUUUUUUUUUUUUUUUUUAUAUAUACAAUAUUUUUUGUUGUUAUUAUAUAAUUUCUUUCCGAUGGACCGGAUCAAUUUUUAUUAAAAAUUUUGGAACUAAACUAUAAUUAAUAUAUCACUAGGUGUUUUGCCCGCAUAUGCGGAUAUAAUCGUCUUACGAAUGUUUAUAUUUUAUUAAUUCAAAUGUUCUCGAAAAGUUUAAAUCAAACAUCAAAAUAUUUAUAUAUGAUAAAGCUUUUCAUCAAAAUAUAUAUGCUUGUUAUUGAGUCAAAUUUUUUAACAUUCACAUAUUACAAAUGUUUUAAAAAUAUAUUUAUAUAAAUGUUUUUGUUUAUUAAUAUUUAAUUAUAAAAUGUUUUUAUCUUAGUUUUUAACUUUUAUAAUAGAAAAUGACAACAUAAUAUAUAUACAUAAGAAUUAUCUUUAUUUU
Brassica rapa (field mustard) is the source of this 1484-nucleotide messenger RNA. Its product is annotated as germin-like protein subfamily 1 member 13. The record is from RefSeq and is a predicted model, not a curated record. NCBI's taxonomy places the organism in Eukaryota, Viridiplantae, Streptophyta, Magnoliopsida, Brassicales, Brassicaceae. Gene Ontology annotation, molecular function: manganese ion binding.